Messenger RNA from Diaporthe amygdali, 1812 nucleotides. RefSeq lists its product as uncharacterized. Gene Ontology annotation, molecular function: transmembrane transporter activity. Gene Ontology annotation, biological process: transport. The record is from RefSeq and is a predicted model, not a curated record. Bases 1 to 1812 code for a protein of 603 amino acids. The transcript is spliced from 5 exons. NCBI's taxonomy places the organism in Eukaryota, Fungi, Ascomycota, Sordariomycetes, Diaporthales, Diaporthaceae.
AUGAAGCUUUCCGCCUUCCCGGUUUCGCUCCUCGCUACCGCGGCUUCGGCGUUGCGGACUGUUCAAUACGGAGCUUUCCUUCCAACCGCGACUUAUUCGGUUGCGAAUCAGCUUGGAUUUUUCACAGCCAAUGGCCUCAACGUUGUCUUCAAUCAAGUCGCCAGCAGCACGGAUGCCUUCAACUCAAUCUUGAACGGGCAGUAUGACAUUCUCACUGCCACUGUCGACAAUGCUCUGAACUAUCGGUUCAACCAAAACCAGAACGUCACAGUUCUAGGGCAACUUGACCAGGGCCCGGACUUGGUGAUCGCUUCUGUUCCGUCCAUCACCGAUAUAUCUCAGUUGAAAGGCAAACCCAUCAUUGUUGACUCACCCUUGAGUGGAUACUCUUACCUGCUACAAUAUGUCCUCUCAAAGGCUGGCUUGACACUCGCCAAUGGGGACUUCUCUUUCAUGACCGUCGGUGGUACCAGCACCCGCUAUGCUGACCUCCUUAAUGGCACCCUGCCCAAUGGCACUGCGGUGUAUGCGACCAUCUUGAACUACCCUUUCACGGUCGAGAGCCAGUCCCUGCCGACCGGAGAAGCACCAAACGUUCUGGCACGCGUCGCCGAUUACGUCGCCCCCAUCACCUCUUCCGCAUUCACAGUCCGGGAGUCAUCUCUAUCCAACAAAACCGAGUCUGCCCUCCUCGCCCGCUUUUUAGCAUCCAUGUAUGCCGCCAACAGAUACCUGCUCAACCCUGCCAACGCAAACUGCUCAGUGAGAGCCAUCGCCAAACAGCUGGGUGUGAGCACAGACGUUGCCUGGCAGGAGUACACGUCCGUGACUGACCCAGUCUCGGGCGAGAUCUCGCCUGGUGGUGAUUUCACAUUCAACAUGGAGGGGCUUCUAAAUGAUGUGAUGGUUAGAUCGAGUUUUGGGGGCUUCAGCAGCAUUUCGGACGACUUCAACUUUACAGAGGCCCUACAGCCUGGGACAGGAAAGCUGAUCGAUUACUCAGUACGGAAUGCUGCGGUUGAUUUGUGGUGGAGGGACAGAGUGGCUCUUACUCGCGAAAAGCACCAAGAGCCAUCUUGUGUGCCACUUUCGAAAUCUCAACUCGUGACCAUGUGUUUCUUGAUUUACGAGGCACAUGAAAUGUGCAAACACCCGGUCCGCACCAGAUCGUCUAACGAGUGGUAUGAACACAGGAAAAUAGAGCCAUGUAGGGACGCCAGGCUCGCUAUGAAGCACUCCCGUCGAAACCCAGAAGAGAGCUACUGUGAUGCAGAAGAUUGCCGCUGGCGGGCAGAGGUCAACCAUGGCCUAGACCUUUUCUGUGCCACCUGUGACAACGCGUACGGAGUCAAUGGUGAUAGACUCGACUCCGCCACCAAUCUGUACUCGGCUUUCAAAACUAAACGGAGUGACUGGGAGUACUAUGGAAAAUUGUCGGACGCGGAGACUGACACAAUUAGAAGGGAUGCAGAAGCACAGCUACGUCGAUAUCACGAGGUGACAGAUCAAGGACCCUACAAUAACUCGUACGCAACUCUCUGCAACCUUUUGGAGGAGUACACUUUGACGUGGAACAAUUAUCUCGAUGCUAAAUUGAAGGAGGAGCAACGAAAACAGCUAGAGAGGGAAGAUGCAGAGAUUUGGAGAGAGGCGCGCCUGAGCAACCGGUUGUCUGACGCUAUGGAGACUGUUAUUUACCCUGCUGGUCGCAACGAUUAUUCAUCACAUCCUGCUCGUCAACGUUCACCUCCUCGGCGACGGCGUAACGGGCCUUCGUCUAGGUCUGAUGAUCGUAAUUGCGUGACCAUGUGA